AGUAUAUAAAGUUGAACGUGAUUUGGAAGUGAACAGUCGAAGAAAGGGUACAGUACCCGACUGUGCGUGGUAUAAUUGGAAUUUGUGUCUACCGCGAGUAUAUUUCACGUAAAAGAAAUUCGAAAACCAUGAAGCUGUCGUUCGUUCUCGGAGUAGCGCUUGUUCUCUCGCCGUUGAUCGUGCUGGCAAAAUUUCUUCCGCCCGAGAUCAUAUCGUUCGAAAAAGUUUGUGAGAACGAGACUCUAAAAUUCAAACGGAACGAUCUCAUAGAUUUUAACGAAAUCGAAAUAAUCUCUGAUUCCAUAGAAUGUGUCGUCAUUCGUGCUAGUAUGGUGCAAAAUGCGAACAGGAACUUUGACCGAUUGCCAAAUUUGAAAUACCUCGAUGUUGAUCUAUAUUCUGAUUCACUGGGGUUAAAUUCUUUGGGUAAUCUUACAACCGUCAGAGCACUAAAGUUCCGUAAUACAGGAAAUUAUGACGUCAGAGUUGUAGAGGUACAGAACGAAUAUCCUAAUCUGAAAUAUUUAGAUCUAUCAUCUAACCAAAUUGAAAAAAUAACCAGCGAUGUGAAAAAUCCAUUCCCUGAAGUAAGAUAUUUGAAUUUAUCGUGGAAUUAUCUUAACUCGUUGGAAUUUAACUACAUAUUCUCGAAUUUAUCGCAUCUUGACCUUAGUGGAAACACAUUUAACGAAUUCCAUUGGAACCUCGGUAGGCAGAAUCUGUCGUCGCUGGUGUUAGACAGUAACCAGAUGACCGCUAUAGGUAGUUUUUAUUAUCCAACGGUUGAUUUGACAGACUUUUACAAUUUGGUGAAUCUUUCGAUAGCGGAUAAUAAAAUCCAUACAAUUCUACAGGAUGCAUUUGCAUCUACACCGAACCUUCGUCGGUUGGACCUAUCCAGGAAUUCUAUAAAGUCUUUAAAUUCUAGCACGUUCCAAUAUUUGUCAAAUUUAGAGGUUCUUUUAUUGGAUGGUAAUUUGCUCAGUCUGAUUCCGGAGAUAUCUGCAAACAUAAGCACGCUGUCGUUGAACUGCAACAAUAUAACAACUGUAACGCGUAAUUCCUUGUUGAACUUGAAGACUUUACGAAAGCUCUACUUAGAGGGAGAUAACAUCACGUACAUAGAUGUAGACGCGUUUCAGAAUCAAAUACUGUUAGAAGAAUUAUACCUGGGCGGCAAUCGAUUAAAUUUCUUGCCAAGACUUUGGUGUGCAAAUAUGACGAACCUUCGAUACUUGGACUUAUCAUGGAACAAGUUUACUUUGCUGGAAGCAGUAACAUAUUCGCCUAAUUUUCCGGUAAAUGAGAUCAACAUGGAGGGCAACCCUCUUACGUUCGUACAUUCGUCUACGUUUGAAUCAAUGCCAAAAAAUGUGACAAUUUCCUUGAACAUUGGUUCCGAACAGCUGCCGCGUUUAUGUAACCGCCCUGUCUAAUUUCUCCCGUAUUUCUCCACGUAAUCAUUGUAAUGAAAAAUAUAAUCGUUCGCUAAUACAUCGGUUCUUCUUUUCUCCUCGUUGUCACAGCUCCUUUGGUUGUAUUUCCGUGUACUAAUCGUUUAUCGAGUGUAUCGUACAAAUAUCAGGGAAUAGAGACGCGUUAACAAAGUACGGUACUAUGAGCGGAUUAAAACAGUACCUCUUACAGAACUGCGUGCGUAAUGGUAG
Habropoda laboriosa is the source of this 1667-nucleotide messenger RNA. Its product is annotated as chaoptin-like. Gene Ontology annotation, molecular function: protein binding. The transcript is spliced from 2 exons. Bases 129 to 1436 code for a protein of 435 amino acids. The record is from RefSeq and is a predicted model, not a curated record. Gene Ontology annotation, cellular component: extracellular matrix. Lineage: Eukaryota; Metazoa; Arthropoda; Insecta; Hymenoptera; Apidae.